Molecule: messenger RNA, 871 nt
Organism: Talaromyces stipitatus ATCC 10500
Lineage: Eukaryota; Fungi; Ascomycota; Eurotiomycetes; Eurotiales; Trichocomaceae
Product: stress response RCI peptide, putative
Exons: 2
Coding region: 78-545 (155 amino acids)
Biological process (GO): endosome transport via multivesicular body sorting pathway
Cellular component (GO): fungal-type vacuole lumen; fungal-type vacuole membrane
Molecular function (GO): ubiquitin protein ligase binding
Source: RefSeq, a predicted model, not a curated record
AAAUUAAAGCCAUCACAAGUGCUGCUCCGAUAUCCUUCUAGGUGACACAUAGUUGACUCUGCGAAUAUCCAUCCAUCAUGUGCGGUGCAGAUAUCUUCUUGGCUGUUUUGGCAGUCUUUUUCCCGCCCAUUGCUGUAUGGAUCAAGGUCGGCCUUUGCACCGCUGACUCAAUCAUUAACAUCGCCUUGUGCUGUCUCGGAUACAUACCCGGACUCCUACACGCCUGGUAUAUCAUCAUGAAAUACCCAGAUGCUGAAGACUACCCAGAAGGCUAUGAACCAGUCGACGGUUCUGGAAGAGACGUCGAGAACGGCCGCCGCGUGACGUAUUAUUAUGUUAGCCACCAGGCUCCUGUUCCGCCGCGAUCUGAUAGAAGAUACGGUGCGACAGACAACAGCAACAGCAACACUCCGGCGCCACAGGUGCCGUCGCAAACAAGGUCAGGAAAUAGCAGUGUUGCGCCGGAUGCAUCGUCUAGUAGUGCGCAUCCUCCUACAUAUGCCGAGGCUGUUAAAGGCGACCACAAAGUGCAAACCCAAGAUUAAGCGGAUUUUGAACGAGAUUAGUCUCUAGGAUACAUGUGCUCUUGGGUAUAGGUCUGAAAUACAGCACCUGAGAAGCCUCAUCGGCUUGGUUUAUGGUUUCAGAUGCUGGCGCUAUCAUCAAAGAGAGUGGCAAUGCCGUCAUUGCGUGUAUAAUGACUAUGAAUGGAUGGAACUAGCUCCUUGGCGUAAAUACGGUUGGUGAGAGGGGAUUUAUGGUUUAUUUCUACGUUUCUCGACGAUAUAACGAUCAAUUCACUUCUUGACUCUCAUGUAGCUGUAGCGAGAUUAAUGAAUUUCAUGAAGUUACCCAAUCACAUGACGAUAUC